AUGGCUGUAUUAAACAGUUCGAGUAAAAUGCGUCCGUCGAUCGCGCAAUUCUACGCCGGUAAGAACGUGUUUAUCACCGGUGGAUCGGGCUUCAUUGGGAAAUGCGUAAUAGAGAAGCUGCUGAGAACCUGCCCCAACGUCGGAGGACUCUACCUUCUGAUGCGACCGAAGCGCGAUAAGACGCCAGAGGAACGACUGCAGAAAGUUCUCGAGUCUGAUCUGUUUAACGCUGUAAAGAAUGAAACCCCCGAUAGCAUCGAAAAGCUGCACAUCAUCAUCGGCGAUGUCAUUGAACCACAGCUCGGCAUGUCCGACAGUGACUACGAGCUGCUAACUGACAAAAUCAACGUCAUUCUUCACGUCGCAGCUUCGAUCAACUUCACCGAGCCUCUCAGGAAUGCAGUAACGACCAACGUUAUUGCUGUUAAAGAUAUGCUGGUGCUCUGCAGAAAGUGCAAACACCUGCAGGCCAUCGUUCACACUUCUACAGCAUUUGUGCGGCCAAACCUUGAAGUCAUAGAAGAGAAAUUCUACGAAUUCAAGGGAGACUACAAUGACGUCAUCGCCACUGUUAUGGAUGGCGACGACGCGGCAGCGGAACGUAUAACCCCAGAGCUUCUUGGCGACGCACCAAACACCUACGUCUACACAAAACACAUGGCAGAAUGCGUGUUGGCGGACGAGGCGAGUGACCUUCCGAUAGCUAUCGUCAGGCCAACCUUGGUGACCUCCACGUGGAAGGACGAUCCUAUAAGUGGCUGGAUAGAGUCGAUGGCUCACUUGAGCGGAGUCCUCAUCUUGACUGCCAAGGGUUACUUACGAGUGAAGUUGGUGGAUGUAACUAAAGAGAUCGACAUGGUGCCGGUGGAUGUUGUGUCGAACUGCAUCAUUGCAGCGGGCUGGAGGCUGGGCACCAGCGAGCCCACCCUCACGAUUCCCAUCUACAACAGCAGCAGCACGGGGUGCCACCGGAUGACCUGGACCGAGUUUAAAGGAAUAUCGUUAUACCAUAUGCAAACUCAGCCCUUCAAGGAUCUAGUGAGAUUGCCCUACGUCUACAUGGUGCUAUCUUUCUCUCUAUUUCAGGUCAUGUCGAGGCUGUUCCAUGAUGCGCCUGCGAUCAUACUCGACCAAGUGUCAAGACUGCGAGGAAAGAAAUCGAGUUGCUGA
Messenger RNA from Priapulus caudatus, 1170 nucleotides. RefSeq names its product fatty acyl-CoA reductase 1-like. Gene Ontology annotation, cellular component: peroxisome. The coding region runs from base 1 to 1170 and encodes 389 amino acids. NCBI's taxonomy places the organism in Eukaryota, Metazoa, Priapulida, Priapulimorpha, Priapulimorphida, Priapulidae. The transcript is spliced from 10 exons. The record is from RefSeq and is a predicted model, not a curated record. Gene Ontology annotation, biological process: long-chain fatty-acyl-CoA metabolic process. Gene Ontology annotation, molecular function: alcohol-forming very long-chain fatty acyl-CoA reductase (NADP+) activity.